This is a messenger RNA of Zea mays, 2751 nucleotides long. Its product is annotated as Protein PLASTID MOVEMENT IMPAIRED 2. The coding region runs from base 742 to 2520 and encodes 592 amino acids. The transcript has 2 exons. The record is from RefSeq and is a predicted model, not a curated record. Gene Ontology annotation, biological process: chloroplast avoidance movement; chloroplast accumulation movement. Lineage: Eukaryota; Viridiplantae; Streptophyta; Magnoliopsida; Poales; Poaceae. Gene Ontology annotation, cellular component: cytosol.
UUAAUUAAUUUAAAUUCUCAAUUCUCAUUCAAACAACCAGUCUCAAUUCUAGUUCUUAUAUGGCCUCAAGCAACAAUAUUCUUUUAUUUAUCAAUUCAAUUCAUCAGCCAGACAGGAGAAGGCAACUGAAUCUUCAAAAAGGAGAAGGCAACUGUGUUGUCAUCGCAGCAUCAGGUGCCGAGUGUUCUCGCUUUGCUGCUGAUCUGACUCUGCACAAUGCAGCAAUUCCCUGGAUGAAGCUCAUGCACCGCAAUUCACGAUGGUGAUGAUACAUUUUCCACAGCUUGUCCUAUGCACACAGGCGCCAACAGCAAGGUGGUUGUCUGGUAUUUGCUAGUAAGCCCGCAGGAGUCUCCAAGGCACGGGCGUUGUCCUCUGCACACAGGCUGCCGUUAGCUGGUGGGAGCACCCAAACUGAUCUCGGGACCUCCAUUUAUAUUCUGUCCAAUGAACCAACCAACCACCAAGGCAACUGAGUUAACAAGGAAGCAAUUUUCGAAAAGAAAAUGAAGGGAAAUGCGAGCUGGGUAUUUUGGUCGCUUUCUAGGAAUGCCCCACAGCAACAGCAUGGAUACUGUAGAGCUGCGACUGUGAUGUAUUUUGUAUGUGCUUUUCUAGUGAGGGGGGCUCCUCUGAAUUUUGCCAUGCAUUCCCAGGCUUGGAACUUCAACGCCAACGCUUGUCGUUUAUGUUGUUGCCGUCCUACUAUAUAACCAAGCUUCUAAGAGAUCUUUCAAGGACAUGGAGAGUAAAAUGGAGCAGAACUCGGGAGAGAUCAGGUCGGGAGAGGCCAUGAGCAUUUUUGGCCAGAGCAUCGAUGUGAGGAGGCCGGGGAGGAGCAGGAGAAGAGCCGCCAACAAGAAAUUCUCACCCGCGACUGCGAGCGAAUCACAAUCACCCACCCUGGAGCGGCUGCUGGACCAGCGCAGGGCCGUCGUCACGGAGCGGGAGCGCGGCCGUGCCGAGUCCGAGCUGUCAAGGGCGACUGGCAUGGCCCAGGAACUGGAGCGGCAGGUCGAGCAGGCCAACGCCGCCACGGCGAGGGCUUCUCACAGGCCGGAGCUCCAAAGAACACGUGCCAGCGGCAGCAGGAGGAAGAAGACGGGGUUGGUGGUGGACGCCGCCGACCAUCCUCGGGAUCAGAGCAGCACGCUGCUCGUCGAGGUGAUGCAGGAGCUGGACCGCGUCAAGAGGGAGCUCCGGCAGCUGCAGCGCGAGGUGAAGUCCGCGAGGGAGGCCGAGGCCGAGGCCGAGGGAGUCGCGGAGACGCCGACGCCCAGAGCGACGAGCCCCGGUCCGCCUCCCCUCGACGGUGCGGAGGGAGAGGCCGGCGAGGGAAACGAGGAGCGUGGCCCAGGCAUAAUGGAGCUCGCCGUGGCCGGUGGAUUCCGCAAGCAGGGCGUGCAGGACACGAGGGCGCGUGCCUUAGUGCUGCGUAGGGACAGGAGCCUCGGAGCGAGCGACCCUGACGAGAGGUUCGCCACCGCCAGCAGCUCCGACGUGGGACUCGAGUCCGCGGACACGGCGGCGGCGGUGCCGGCGACGGCCCACGCCGUCGUGGACGCCGAGACCGCACCGACGGCAGCGCGGCAGGCUGCGGAGGCCGAGCUGGAGGAGCCCAUGAAAGAAGAGGGAGCCCGCGCGUUCGCCGGCUCCGUAGAACGCACCCGCGGGGAGACGGCCGAGGAGAUCGACCGGCUCGCCGAGCAGGAGGUACGAGCCAGCGCGCAGGUGAGCCAGCUGAACGCCAGGCUUGUCACGGCCAGGUCCCGGCUGGACGCCGCCACGGCCGUGGACGAGCGGGCCGAGGCGGUGCUGGCCGAGCUGUCGGCCGCGCUGCGGCGGCUGGGCGAGGAGACCGAGGCAGCGGAGAAGGAGAGGGCGCUGACGGAGCUGGACAGCCAGAGCGUGACAGAGGACGCGGACGCCGUCGGCGCCGAGAUCGCGGCGGUCGAGCAGAGGGUCAGGGAGUCGAUCAAGGAGCUCGAGGCGGCGAGGGCGUCGGAGGCCGCGGCCACGGCGAGGCUCAGGGCCGCCGUCGAGGACGCGGCGCUGGCCGGGACUGCGCCGCAGGCGUCCGGCGGGAACGUGACGGUCGCAAGGUUCGAGUACGAGUACCUGGCCGCCCGCCCCGAGGUCGUCCGGGCCCUCGCCGAGAAGAAGGCGGCCGCGGCGGAGGCGUGGGCGGAGGCGCUGCGCGCCGGCGAGAAGGAGAUUGCGAUGCGGGUCGAGAUGGUCGAGAGGGAGGUGGCAGAGACGAAGGCCGGUGAAGCGGACGCCACGGAUAGCCCGAGUGAAGAGGAGCGUGAACCGCGGCGCGUUGGCGUGCAGCAGCGCGCGCAGACAAGGAGGCGGCCGGCGCCGAGGGAGGGCGUGGAGCCGGAGACGUCAAGGACGACCGGCACACCGUCGUCGUCGUCGGUGGUGGUGCGGAAGCAAAGGUCGCCGUUGGUUAGCAGGAAGACGAGGACGGUGGCGUCCAAGUACCUGAAGCUCGUCACCGGGAAAUGUGGUGGAUGAAUCAUGCUCGAUAGCACUUGAUACACCUCAGACAGGAACUCAUGAAGCAGCAGCAGAUGCAUGGAAGGACUGACGCAGUCCGACUGCCAUGCCUACUCGAUAGACCAUGGAGGAGAAAAAAAAUGUAAAUUAUAUACGUACGUAAAUUAAUACUUGGAUAGUGUUCUUGUAUUGUACAAGCGUGUAUGCGGACGGCUGUACAACGAGUCAACAAGAAAAGAACUAACCCUU